AAUUCCCAGCCUCCGGUAAAAGAAAAAUGAAAAACUUGUCGCGAACAAAGUCUCCAACCACGAGAGACUACGCUCCGGCGCUAGGAGCCACUCGUCGCCCGUCGUCCCGCUCCUUUAAAUACCCUCCGUUCGAGCUUCCUACCGACUCCAUUCCAUUCCGCCCUGAAUUUUCCCAGACCCAGCCGCGGUUUCACCAAAGCCCCCGCAAGCCAGCCAGCGAGACCCCGUCGUCUACAAGUUGAGCAACUUGCUGCCGCCGCCGCCGCCGGUUUCCUCCCGAGAAGCUCCCGUGCUUGAAUUCGUAGCCUCCCGCGGUAUAUAUACAGAUCUGAUCGGCGUGAAGGCCAGCUGCAAGCAGAGGGCGCGUGGCAGGAUUUUAAGUGCUCAGAGCUCGGUCGCAGAGAGGGAGAAGAUACUAAGAGACAGGGUUGGGCUGUCGGUAAUGGCGGGCGAGAAGGGUACUGUGGGGUGCGAGCUGUGCGGGGGCGUGGCGGCCGUGCACUGCGCCGCGGACUCGGCGUUCCUCUGCGCCGCCUGCGACGCCAAGGUGCACGGAGCCAACUUCCUCGCCUCCAGGCAUCUCCGCCGCCGCCUCGCCGUCGACCACGCCGACCACGCGGACGCGGACGCCGGGUUGACGGACUCGGGAUCGGAAUCGUCGUCCUCGUCCUCCUCCUGCGUGUCCACCGCCGACUCGACAUCCGCGGCCGCGGCGCGGGGUGCCGCAGGGAGGAGGAGCAAGCUGCGGCAGCGGCGGCGGCGGCGCGCGCGGGCCGAGGUGGUCCUGGAGGGGUGGGCCAAGCGGAUGGGCCUCGCGCCGGGGGCCGCGAGGUGGCGGGCGGCCAGGGCCGCGGCCGCGCUCCGGGCGCUGGGCCGGGGCGUGUCCGCCUCGCGCGUCCCGCUCCGCGUCGCCAUGGCCGCCGCGCUCUGGUCCGAGGUCUGCGGCUGCGGCGGCGGGGAGGCGGGCGCGCUGCUUAGGCGGCUGGAGGCCGGGGCGCACGUGCCGGCGAGGCUGGUGCUCGCCGUGGCGUCGUGGAUGGCGGCGCGCACCGCGGGGGGCCGGGCCACCCAGGAGGGCUGGGCCGAGUGCUCCUGAGCCCAUUCCGACCCCACCGCGUGCACCGCUACAGGAUCGAGCCGAACAAGGAAGCGCCAGUCUCGGAGGAUAGAAUCAGACCACACGUAGAAAAAUCUUAAUUAAUGUAACAUGUGAGCAAAGUUUGUUGUUAAUUUGUUCUAUUUACCCUUCCUUAAUUAAUCCAAACAGGAUUGCGUACA
Molecule: messenger RNA, 1278 nt
Organism: Brachypodium distachyon (stiff brome)
Lineage: Eukaryota; Viridiplantae; Streptophyta; Magnoliopsida; Poales; Poaceae
Product: B-box zinc finger protein 32
Exons: 1
Coding region: 443-1096 (217 amino acids)
Molecular function (GO): zinc ion binding
Source: RefSeq, a predicted model, not a curated record